This is a messenger RNA of Lycium barbarum (goji berry), 1951 nucleotides long. RefSeq lists its product as uncharacterized. Lineage: Eukaryota; Viridiplantae; Streptophyta; Magnoliopsida; Solanales; Solanaceae. Bases 244 to 1188 code for a protein of 314 amino acids. The record is from RefSeq and is a predicted model, not a curated record. The transcript has 8 exons.
CAACUGGGAACAGGCGACGCACAGAUUUGUGAUGAAAGAGAAGUGGGUUGGGUGACUCAAUGUAACAGAUGAGGGUAUUAGACUAAAAGUGCUCAACUUUUGCAAACUUAGAGGAGAAAUAGUGCUCAAGGUUAUAUUUGGAGGAUAAAAUUAGACCUAACCUAAAAGAUAAGGGAUAAUUUUGGCCAAAAACUUCGUCAUUGUUCGUUUUUUUUCAGCAACUAGCCGUCAGUAGUAAUAACAAUGGAGUCCAAAGUCCUCCCAGUUACUCCGUCACCGACGCCGUCAAUUGCUGGCGGCGAGGGGAACUUUCAAAGUCCGGCUUCAAAAUCACCGGCGCCGGCAACCACGCCGUUAUCGGCUCAAGAAAUACGGCGAUGGAGACCGGCGGCGCAACGAAACCUGAGAAACCAGUGGUCGAAAUUGGCUUCCCUAAGGACUCAAUGGCUUGACUUAUCAUCUACUGCUCGAUUUUACGCUACCUCAGUAGUAAAUUCCUAUCUCUCCCAAAGGUAUAUGGAUGCAAUGGAGUUGGGUAUUUUGAAAGAGAUGCCUGAUAUACGUAAAAAAGCAUGUAGAAAAUUGUUCAAGCAGCAGGAGACUAAUAGGAGUAAGCUCUUGUCAUCUUACAAAGAUAUGGUGGCUGUUGUAACUCAGAUGGUCAAUAUUUCGAAAUCUAUGAGGUGUUAUCUCAAAGGAACAACUGGCACUCCACUUACUGAGUUUUCUUGCUUCCCUGGAAAUCAGAAUGAUGCUGGUGAUUGUGAUGGGAUUCCUGUUUUCACCUUUUGGUCAAUCUUUGAUUUCGAGAAACUAGCAGAGGAGCUGCUCCAGAUGUUUGUGUCAGAAACAAAUAUAAAGCGGUUGCUAGUGAUGGAAAUAUGCUCCAUUGGUUCCGAGGAUUUUUCACAAGUCGACAGGCUGAAAUGGAGUGAUGAGUUCUAUGUGGGAGAGUUUGAUGAUCUACGCAUAUGUAAUUCAAACUCAAAUGAGGUUCUUAAGCAACUCGUGCCCAGGGUAGAGAACUGCAAUUCUCAGUCUACCACUAUGCAAUCAAGUAGCCAAUUGGAGAGGAACGUUCUCCAGGUUUACUUAACAACCUGGCUUGCAGAAGUCAAUGUUGAUGGAUUCAGGAUAGGUGAAUUAUUUGCUAUGGUAAGUGAGGAGAUGCAUGUUACCAUAUCAUGAAGCCUCAACUACAUAGGUAAAAAAAAUGUAUUACAUUCUAAUGUUGCAGAAUUCCAAGAUUGGAACUUGAAGAACGCAUUGGACUUGGGCAUUCUUUGGGCUCAUCUGUGUGCCUGAAGAAGCAUUGAGCUGAUCUUCAAGCUUCUAAGAUUUUUAUCUUCAAACUUCUUCAAAGAAAUAAUGCUUAUGAAUCUGUUGGACCUGAAUAGAGGGGAAUGGAUACAAGGAUGCACAUCGAUAACCCAACUAAACUGAGGUUGAGGCAUAUAUACGUAGGAUAUAUACACACAUAUAUUGUUGAUGGAUCUAGUCGCCAAUGGGGUUGAUAAGAGUUUGAGAAGAUAUAAAAACCGACUUAAGCCGGGAUUUAGAUUGUGAAGUUGUCCAGGAGGAAUAAUCCAACUUACAAACAAACCAGACUACUGCUGUUUUCCGGGCAAUAAAUGCUAGUGUCAGUCAAUACCGCAAUAAUGGCUGCUAAAGCUGUCUUUGUUUGUAAAAGCAACCAGCGGAUGAAGUGCCAACAUCAACAUCAAUAAAUUUAGUAAUAUGAAAGUGCAGAGGCUCGGUGCUAGGAAGAACCACUGUGACUGACAAUUCUCUAACUCCAUUUUCUUUUUCUUUCCCCUGAUUUUACCAUUUGCAUAAAAAUUGAUAUUAACAUCAGAAGAAGCUUUAGACAGGUGAUCUUAAUUUCACAAAGCGAUGCUUUGUAUGUGGUUACAGUCUUUUGAAGAUGGAUCUCAUGAAAGACUUCGUCUCC